Messenger RNA from Ipomoea triloba (trilobed morning glory), 968 nucleotides. Its product is annotated as mitochondrial fission 1 protein A-like. Lineage: Eukaryota; Viridiplantae; Streptophyta; Magnoliopsida; Solanales; Convolvulaceae. The transcript has 5 exons. Gene Ontology annotation, cellular component: mitochondrial outer membrane; peroxisomal membrane. The coding region runs from base 132 to 635 and encodes 167 amino acids. Gene Ontology annotation, molecular function: protein binding. The record is from RefSeq and is a predicted model, not a curated record. Gene Ontology annotation, biological process: autophagy of mitochondrion; peroxisome fission; mitochondrial fission.
GCACCCCGUUAAGAAAAACCACAGUAUACUUUCUUCAGCAACGCACCAAACGCUUGUCUUAACUUAGCCAUUACUCUUCUGCUAUUUCCUUAGCUCCAUCCAAUAUCCGUCGCUGUACUCUACGCAAGCAAAUGGAAGCAAAGAUCAACAAGUUCUUCGAUUCGGUCGGCAACUUCUUCUCCGGCGGCGACCAGAUUCCUUGGUGCGAUGCCGAUAUCGUCGCUGGCUGUGAGCGUGAGGUUGCAGAUGCUGAAAAAGGUGCUUCUGAAGCAGUUAAAAGUGAAUGCCUAAUGCGCUUGUCUUGGGCUCUUGUUCAUUCAAAGCGUCCAGAAGACGUCCAGCGUGGUAUAGCAAUGCUAGAAGCUUCUCUGGGUGUCAGCAGUAGUCCACUGCAACAGAGGGAAAAGCUUUAUCUUCUGGCUGUUGGUUACUACAGAAGUGGGGACUAUCCUAGAAGCAGGCAGAUUGUGGACCGUUGUUUGGAGAUUGCACCAGAUUGGAGGCAGGCAUCGACCUUGAAGAAGACAAUUGAAGAUAAAAUCACUAAAGAUGGAGUGAUUGGCAUUGGCAUUGCUGCUACUGCUGUUGGCCUUUUGGCCGGUGGAAUUGCUGCCGCACUGUCCCGCAAGAAAUGACCCAAUCAUGUAAACAACUAAUGUGCAUAACAAACACCAUCUGCUAUUCUGUUCAUCGGUCCAUGUUCAGGUCCCAUGAGUCUACAGUCCACCUUGAGAGACCACCCUGUUUUAAAGCUUUUGGUCCGUCCAGCCUGGUAGGACCAUGAAAUGUAGAACCCAACUUUCAGUAUAGUUAACUGUUGUUUCAUGCCCAUUUUGAUGCAUAAUUACUUACAUUUAAUAAUUUGGCUAGUGCAACAUCAUCUGUAACAGUCAAAUCUAUCUUCUCCAGUUCUCCUGUGUCUCUGAAUUUUGUGAUAUAAUUCCAUCUUCUUUUUCUGGCUUCUGGUA